Molecule: messenger RNA, 2680 nt
Organism: Musa acuminata AAA Group (dessert banana)
Lineage: Eukaryota; Viridiplantae; Streptophyta; Magnoliopsida; Zingiberales; Musaceae
Product: protein ESMERALDA 1-like
Exons: 10
Coding region: 78-2117 (679 amino acids)
Source: RefSeq, a predicted model, not a curated record
UGAGAGUUUUCUUGAUUUCUCUAAAUCUGGAUUUAUGGAAUAUCGUUGAAAACGGUUUUCAACUUCCCUCUAAACCGAUGAACGAAUGGUUGGAUUUAGAGAAGAAGUAUUUUUCUUUAAAUGCAAAGGCUAUGAAUGCCUUAUUUUGCGCUUUGGACAAAAAUGAGUUCAAUCGGGUUUCUUUGUGCGACACGGCUUUUGCUAUUUGGCGCACUCUUGAAAUCACGCACGAGGGAACUAGUAGAGUCAAAGACUCGAAAGUUAAUAUUUUACUGCAUGAUUUCGAGCUUUUUCAUAUGAAACCAAGUGAAAUCGUUGUUGACAUGUACACCCGUUUUACGGAUGUCGUCAAUGGUUUAAAAUCACUUGGUAAAAGCUUUUCGGAUUUUGAACUCGUUAACAAAGUUUUGCGCUCACUUUCUAAAACUUGGGAUUCAAAAGUAACUACUAUUCAAGAAUCGAAAAACUUGAACCAAUUUCCACUUGAAGAACUAAUUGGUUCAUUGAUCACAUAUGAAAUGACGUGCAAUGCACGUGAAGAACUUGAGAACCACCUUCCAAAGAACAGGAAGGAUUUGGGACAUAGAACAUUUGAAGACCACUCGAGCAUAAGCUCAAGUGAUGGUGAACUUAAACUACAAAUGAAACAAAAAUUAAAAAGUAAAAAGAACGGAACUACUUGCUUUGAACGCAAGAAGAAGAACAAAAAUUGGGAUAAAUCGAGCUCCUCCAAAGACGAGGAGAAAAUCAACAAAGGCGAGGUGGCAAACUACGCUUUUACGCCUUUCGACGCUGAGUUAGCAACUGUGUGGAAGCACUCUUUCAAAGGUGGCGGGUGGCGACCCUGUAUACACACAUCUAAUGAUGCUUUGCCUGAUUCAAAUGGCUACAUAUAUGUUGAGGCAAAUGGUGGCUUGAAUCAACAGAGGACUUCUAUAUGCAAUGCGGUUGCGGUAGCAGGAUAUCUGAAUGCAACACUUGUUAUUCCUUAUUUCCACUAUCACAGCAUUUGGAGAGAUCCUAGCAAAUUCAAUGACAUCUACGAUGAGGAUCACUUCGUCAAUACUUUGAAAAGUGAGGUGCAGGUAGUUCAUCAGGUUCCUGAAUAUAUAAUGGAGCGAUUUGGUCACAACUUGAGCAAUGUGUUUAACUUCAAGAUAAAAGCUUGGUCCUCUAUUCAGUACUAUAAGGAUGCUGUUCUUCCUAAGUUGGUAGAGGAAAAGUUUAUCAGGAUAUCUCCUUUUGCAAAUCGGUUGUCAUUUGAUGCCCCUUCCACGGUACAGCGCCUAAGAUGCUUGGCAAAUUUUGAAGCAUUACAGUUUUCAAAUCCUAUAGCAACUUUGGCUGAAAACUUGGUUUCUCGAAUGAAAGAGCACAGUAAAGAUAAUGAUGGGAAAUAUAUUGCAGUGCAUCUUCGUUUUGAAGAGGAUAUGGUUGCCUUCUCUUGUUGUGUAUUUGAUGGUGGUGAAGAAGAGAAACAGGAGAUGAAUGCUGCAAGAGAGAGAGGUUGGAGAGGAAAAUUCACUAAACGUGGUCGUGUCAUUCGACCUGGGACAAUUAGGAUAAAUGGAAAAUGUCCGUUAACACCUUUAGAGGUUGGUUUGAUGCUCCGCGGCAUGGGCUUCGGUAACAAUACUGCAAUUUAUUUGGCUUCUGGAAAAAUUUACAAAGCCGAGAAGACUAUGGUUCCGCUUCUUGAAAUGUUCCCCCUUCUACAAACUAAAGAAACAUUAGCAUCAACAGAGGAACUUGCUCCAUUCAAGAACUAUUCCUCCAGGAUGGCUGCAAUAGACUACAGCGUGUGCCUUCACAGUGAAGUAUUUGUGACUACUCAAGGUGGAAACUUCCCUCAUUUUCUGAUUGGCCACAGGAGAUACUUGUAUGGUGGGCACUCUAAGACUAUCAAACCUGACAAGAGGAAGCUAGCAUUAUUGUUUGACAAUCCAAAUAUAGGAUGGAAGUCCUUGAAGCGGCAAUUACUAAAUAUGCGAGCUCACAGUGAUGCGAAGGGAAUGGAGAUGAAAAGACCAAGUGACUCAUUAUACACAUUCCCGUGCCCUGACUGCAUGUGCCGCUUAAACAAAACAGAAGUUUCAAAGUCUUCCUCGGCUCGAUAGUAUCGGUUCAGGAAAUUUUGGCUAAACAUUUGAAAUGAUUCACCUGAUAUUGAAAUUGGUGCAUCAUCCAUUCUUUCAUUGGAUUCUUAAGAAAGCACAACGUCAUUCCAAGUUGGCAGCCUCCAUUAUUUUGAGCGCGUAGUUGCUAAUCUUUACAGCCUGGGAUUACUAGAUUUUGUAUAGUUGAUUUGUUGAUUGAAGGGAACCUCGUCAUUGUUUCCCGGGCGCUGACUGACACUUGGACUUGCAUCCACAACCUCUGGUACCGAAGCCUGGAAGCCGUAUUGGUGCUCAGCGUCAGCAGAGGCUUGUACAUUACUCGAAUUCUUAUUCACUUAAUAUGCAAAUAUUUGCAUAGAGGGCAAAUCUGGAGUCAUCCAACAUGUGGGACAGCAAAACCUUUUGUCUUUCUCUGUUGUAGCUUGAUCUUAUUCUUUGAACACUUGGAUGUCAUCCUUGUUUUGUCUAGCUUUAGGAUACUCACCUCACGUGGAGGAGGAGGUAAGAAGAAAAAUCACUGUAUGGGCAUGUGAGGUUAUUCAAAGUUUUCCUCAUUGUUUUCA